AUGGAGAAGGAGCUCGAGAUCACUACCACCGGUUCCCCUCCAGACCCAGCCGGGGACCAUAUCCCCGCGUUGCACCAGGACCAGAAAAAUGCAGAGAAACCCGACAUCCUGGACGACGACAUCACAAACAUUGAUGUCAGCGAGGAUAAAGACUCGCGUGCCUCAACUGAAGAUGAGGAGCAGCACAUCUCGUUCCGUCCUGUCGAGCCUGUGGCCGUCUCGGUCCGUGGCCUUACAAUCACGGUGUCUGAACAUUCGACACUUGGAAAGAAGAAAAAGAAACCGAAUAAUAGCGAUGGUGGUGAAGCACCACCAGAAGAGAAGGAAAAAAAGAUCCUUGAUGCCGUGUCUGCAGAUUUCCCUGCUGGCGAGCUCACGGCUAUCAUUGGUGGCAGUGGUAGUGGAAAGACCUCAAUGCUCAACAUCAUGUCCUCCCGCAUGACAGGCACAAAUCUCCGCACCACCGGCACCACGACCUUUGCCGGAGGCCGAGCACUCUCGGACGUUAGCUACGCCUACGUGAUGCAGCAGGAUGUUCUGCUGCCCACACUGACGGUGCGUGAAACACUGCAAUACUCUGCGGAGCUCCGUCUCCCUGCAUCAACCACUCCUGCGGAACGCACACGUGUAGUCGAGGAAGUGAUUCUGCAGUUGGGGCUCAAGGAGUGUGCCGACACGCGUAUCGGGGACAACGAGCACAAGGGGUGCUCCGGGGGUGAGAAGCGGCGGACAUCUAUUGGUGUUCAGCUCCUGGCGAACCCAAGUGUAUUAUUCCUCGACGAGCCCACAACGGGGCUUGAUGCAACUAGUGCGUUUCAGGUUGUGCGGACGCUUAAGAGGCUGGCGGCUAGGGGCCGUACAGUGGUGGCGACGAUCCAUCAACCGCGGUCAGAGAUUUGGGGGCUGUUUGAUCGCAUUGUGCUGCUGAGCGGCGGGCGGCCGCUGUAUGCGGGAAGGGUGGAGGGCGUGUUGGAACAUUUUAGGGGGUUGGGGUGGCCGCUGAGGGAGCAUGAGAAUCCGGCGGACUUUUUGGUGGAUUUGGCGGCGGUGGAUUAUCGUGGUGCGAGGGCCGAGGAUGAGUCGAGGGCGAGGAUUACGGGGUUGGUGGAAAGGUGGCGGGAGGCGGAGGGGAAGGUGCUGGCGGAGGAGAAUGGUGGUGGUGGAGGGGUGGGGAAGGGUGUUUGUGAUGCUCCGCAGCAGGGUGGUGGGAAGAAGUUACAGUCUGGGCCUGGGCUUGGAAGGGAGAUUGCGGUGCUGACGAGAAGAGGGCUCAAGAUCACGUUUAGAGACCCUAUGGGCAUUGCUGGUGCGCUCUUUGAGGCCAUCCUAAUGGGUGUGAUUGCUGGCUGGAUCUUCUUUGACGUCAAUAAAUCUCUCUCUGGGAUCAGGACUCGGGAGGCAGCGCUUUAUAUUGCGGCCUCGCUCCAGGGCUACCUCAUCCUCCUCUUUGAGACGUACCGUAUCUGCGAGACCGAUAUCAAGCUGUUUGACCGCGAGCGUGGCGAGGGCGUUGUUAGCGUUGUUGGUUUCCUGGUUAGUAGACGUAUUGCGAGGCUUUGCGAGGAUAUUACGGUGCCGUUCCUGUUCUCAACCAUUUUCUACUUUAUGGUUGGGUUCGAUUCGGCCCCAGUGCAGUAUUUUGUGUUUUUCGCCAUCGUGCUGGUAGGCCAGUUUUUAGCCGUGAGUUUUGCGACACUGUGUGUGGGAGUGAAUAGAAAUUUUGCGGAGGCAGUACUGGUGGGGAAUCUGUCGUAUACCCUGCAGAGUGUGGCGUGCGGAUAUUUCAUCCAGGCGAGCACCAUGCCGGUCUAUGUGAGGUGGUGUAAAUAUAUCUCGUACAAUUGGUAUGCUUUUGGAGCUCUCGUCUCGAACGAGUUCUCUGAUAAGUUCUAUGCUUGCCCAGCUACGAAUGCAUCCCCAACGAACCCUCAGUGCCUUGAGUAUACGGGCAAAUUCAUCCUAGAUUCGCUUUCCUUCCCCGAGCACUGGCGGACUGUCCCGAUAGUCAUUAACGUCUCAUGGGCUGUGUUCUUUUAUAUUGUUGCAGGCCUGCUGCUUAAGUUCAAGCCCGUUGAUAUCAAUGUCUCCUCCGCACGCCCCAAGUCUGACGAGAAAGACCGCAGCGCCGGGAAGGAAAACAUUACCCGCACCGGUAGAGAGCAGGUCAAAGAAAUCGACGUUGUGCUCGAUAAUUGUAGUCUCACCAUUGAGAAACCUGGCAUGUCACUCGGGCUGUUUGGCAAGACCAAGGGCACCGUAGAGCUCGAGAUUUUGAAGGGCGUGAGCUCUCGCUUUGAGGCCGGGAAGCUCAAUGUCAUCAUGGGCCCCUCUGGCAGCGGCAAGAGCACGCUCCUCAACCUGAUGUCGAGGCGGCUCCACAGCUCCAUCUCCACGCGCUAUCGCUCGGCGGGGAAGAUGCUGUUUAAUGGCGCGCUUCCGUCAGACACCGUGAUUCGUUCGCUGUGCUCCUACGUAACGCAGGAUGAUGAUGCGCUUCUGCCGUCGCUGACGGUGCGGGAGACGCUGCAAUUUGCGGCGGCACUGAGGCUACCUGGGUGGAUGUCGAAGGAGGAGAAGCACCGGCGGGCGGAGGAGGUCAUUUUGAAGAUGGGCUUGAAAGACUGCGCAGACAACCUCAUUGGGAGUGAGUUUGCGAAGGGCAUCUCGGGCGGUGAGAAGCGGCGUGUGACGAUCGCUGUCCAGAUCCUGACCGAGCCCCGGAUAUUGCUGCUCGAUGAGCCGACGUCUGGGCUCGAUGCCUUCACGGCUGCGUCUAUCCUCGGUGUGCUUCGUGGGCUGGCAGAGGAGGGUAGGACCGUCAUCUCAACGAUUCAUCAGAGUCGUUCAGACCUCUUUCAAGGCUUUGGGAACAUCCUGCUGCUGGCCAGGGGCGGGCAUGUCGUGUAUUCGGGCAAGGGUGACCAGAUGCUGCCAUACUUUGCCUCAUUGGGCCAUACAUGCCCGACCACCACCAACCCCGCUGACUUCGCGCUCGACCUCGUAACAGUGGACCUACAGCACGCGGGCCGCGAGGCGGCGUCGAGAGUCAAGGUGCAGAGGUUAAUUGAGAGGUUCUCGCACUCCGAGGCGCUGGCAUUGGAGGAAGGGGCGGCGCCGAAGGAGAUUAGUCUGCCCGCGGAGCUGGGGCAGAUGAAGAGGGCGAAGGCGCCAUUCCGCACGGCGUAUCCGAUCCUGGUCCGGAGAGGUCUUAUUAAUCUGAGGAGGCAGCCGCAGCAGAUUGUUGCGAGACUGAUGCAGGUGGUGGGGUUGGGAAUUAUUUUGGCGCUGUUUUACUCGCCACUGAAGCAUGAUUAUUAUUCAGUGCAGAAUCGGGUUGGUUUUGUGCAGCAGAUCUUGUCAUUGAUCUUUGUCGGCAUGCUCCAAAACGUGUCAGUCUAUCCCUUCGAGCGCGACGUCUUCUACAAAGAACACGACGACCGCGCCUAUGGUACUACCGCUUUCUUCAUCGCCUACCUCACCCUUGAGCUCCCCUUCGAGCUCGCCACCUCCCUCAUCUUCUCCGUUCUCGCCGUCCUCGCCGUCGGCCUCCCACGCACCGCCAAGCUCUUCUUCAUCGUCACCUUCAACACCUUCUGCAUCACCUCGUGCGGCGAGAGCGUCGGCAUCUUCUUCAACACGCUCUUCGCGCACACAGGCUUUUCCGUCAACGUCACGAGCACCAUCCUCUCUAUCGGCGUGUUCAUGGCUGGCAUCAUGAGCAUCGACAUGCCCGGCUUCCUCGAGGCGUUCAACUAUCUCAGUCCCAAUAAGUAUGCGACGCAGAAUCUGGUGCCGUAUUCGAUGAUGGGGGUGAAGUUUACGUGUACGGAUGCGCAGAGGCUGCCCGGGGGUAGGUGUCCGUUGGAGACGGGAGAGGAGGCGUUGGCGCUGUUUGGCAUGGGGACGAAGGACGUGUGGUGGAGUCUUGUGGGGUUGGCGAUCGCGACAGUGGCGUAUAGAGCGAUAGCGUAUAUGGUGUUGAGGGUGAGGAGAAUGCAUUUGGGGGUGAGGAUGAAGGAGUAG
Messenger RNA from Morchella importuna, 4023 nucleotides. RefSeq lists its product as uncharacterized. Gene Ontology annotation, cellular component: membrane. The record is from RefSeq and is a predicted model, not a curated record. The coding region runs from base 1 to 4023 and encodes 1340 amino acids. Gene Ontology annotation, molecular function: ATP hydrolysis activity; ABC-type transporter activity; ATP binding. NCBI's taxonomy places the organism in Eukaryota, Fungi, Ascomycota, Pezizomycetes, Pezizales, Morchellaceae. The transcript has 4 exons.